Aedes albopictus (Asian tiger mosquito) is the source of this 5097-nucleotide messenger RNA. RefSeq lists its product as uncharacterized. The transcript has 8 exons. Bases 642 to 3194 code for a protein of 850 amino acids. Lineage: Eukaryota; Metazoa; Arthropoda; Insecta; Diptera; Culicidae. The record is from RefSeq and is a predicted model, not a curated record.
UGCUCGAUUCGGCAUCUUUUACGACAAAUUAGCCGAGAAGCGCUUUCGUCGCAUCGUCGACUGUCGACUCCAGUCAACGCCGGAUGGUCCGGUCCAAUCAGUAGCUAUCAGAGUGCAAGUGCGCUAGGUGCGGUGGUAGUAGGCGCUGAGCGUCAUCACAGCAAUCGCGAAUCAAAGUCGCCCGCGCACUUUGACCCCGAAUCGGUCGAGUACGACGCGUUGAGACGAGCGAAGAUCGCUAUCGGGCAUCGGCAGCGACUACUGCGAUGCGAUAAACACGCGGUGGCGCAGCUUCGCGCAUGUGAUAUCGCUGAGUGCUGACCUUUGCCGAUCAUCGGCACACCAAUACACUCUCGCAUUCCCAUCAGUGUUGUUGCUUGCACGUGAGUGUGGAAUUUGAGUAACCUCGAGAAAACUGCGUGUGCGUGCGUGCGUGUUAGAAAGAUCACCGCAAGGCGAAGUGUAGUGUUCAGUAAAGGCAGAAAAUUGUCUUGUAAAUCUGUGUAAAUUGCGAAGUGCGUGCCAAGCGUCUGUUACAAAAAAAAAGUCUUCACGGUUUCAAAUCACGCACAUCGAUCGAGUUCAGCAAGAGAGUGAGAGUUGUAACAGCGGGGAUCCGGAUAAAACUCAUCGCAGCAGCCAUGGGAAGCGUUUCCAAGGAGCCGGCCACCUACGAUGGAAUACUCAUCGACGAGAGCCAGCAGUUCAUACUAGACGAUCUGCAACUGGCAGCGGAGCUUGGAAAGACGCUGCUCGAACGGAACAAGGAACUGGAAACUUCGCUCAAACACCAUCAGAAUAUCAUCGAGGAUCAGGCACAAGAGAUCGAGUACUUAACGAAACAGAAUGGCGCCCUGCGGGAGGUCAACGACUCGCGGAUGAAGAUCUACGAACAGCUGGAAGUCAGCAUACAGGACCUCGAACGGGACAAGUACAAGUUAGCGUUAGAAAACCAAGCCGAAAAGAAGCAUGUCAAAACCCUGUGUCGCAACAUUGAAACCCUGGAAUCCAAGGUCGAAGAGCUGGGCAAAACACUGGACGACGUCCGGAGGCAGCUGGAGGCGGAGCGGAAGAAGAAUGAACGGUUGCAGAAUGACAGCAGCGAUGGCCGACGAAAUGGCAAGGAUGGCGUCCUGCUACGACCGGUUGGAUCCGACCUGGGCGACGGCGACGUCAGCGGACCCGAGGAAGAUGAGAUCACCGAAAUCGACACUUCCCGGCCGGAGAACUUCUCGUUCGCCUUCCGGGACCAGUCGCACUCGACGGACGUCACCGACGGCAGCCAUCUGGGAAUCAGCCAACACCAGCAGAACCUCUCCGAUCUGAACCUGGCCGAGGAGAACGAAGAACUGAUCCGGAUAAUGCAGGAGCUGGAGAAGACCCGCAAGUGUUUCAUCGCCGAGCAGAACCGGGUGGCCGAACUCGAGGAACAGCUGGCGGCCAUCGCCCAGGAGAACCAGAUCCUCCAGAGCAAGAUAGUGCAAAUCAACACCACCGAGGAGAUGAAGUCCGUGCACGAGGAGCUGUCCAUCCUGGAGGAAGUCAGGUUAGUGGGGCAAGGCCAAAUGUGCACCCGCUGCUUGCGCGGCUUCGAAGACCGAACGGGUCCAGGCGAUGAUGACGAAUCGAUCCUCACUGGAACCGAGGGUGACGACCGCAGCCUGAUGGAUCUGAUCCAGAAUGCGGACGCUCCCCAGGUGUACCGGUCCUCGGUCACGAUCAAGACUACUUCUCCUAAGCCAGAUACCUUGGAUCUGUCGGGAGCUAGCUCGAACAAUCCAUACCGGGAGCUGGUGGCGAAAUAUGAAGCGCUACUGGAGGUGCAGAGGAAUUCGGUGACUCGGAAGCAGAGUAGUGGACCAGCUACGAAUGCUUCGUCCGGGCAGCCGCAACUGCAGCAGCAGCCCAUGGACGGAGCGGUUUCUCAGCAUCCUCAUGAAGAGCUCGGAUCGGGCGAUUUCAGUUCGUUGAACACCAAGUUCACGGACGAAGAUGGCAGCAAGAAGGACGAUCAGAGCAGCAAUGGAACGAGGCGGAAGAUUGGCCUCCGAACUCCGACGGACUUUUCCGAAGCGGAGACCACCAGUUCCGGGUUCUCGGACGAGAUCAGUAACAAGGCAACGCAGACCGAUGAAGGUCCUAGGAACUUCCUGUGCACGAUUGCCGACGAGAACUGCAAAUUCAGCAUUUAUGAGGACCAGACGGUGAUCGACUCUAGGUUCCGGUUCAGCCCUUCGCAUCGAGAGCUGUUCCGGGAGAUCUUCACCAUCCUGAAGAAGGCGGCCAAUAACCGUGACGAAGGAGAACAGUUACCGUUGUUGGAUGACCAGAAUCCGCCAACAGCGAAGGCUGCGACGGCUCCUAAGGUACCGCCGGUGACACCGGCCAAUGAUGAACCCCCGAGCGAGUUUGGCGACGAUACCCAGAGCGUGAUUUCGUCGGCUGUUUCCGAACAGUCAUUUGCCAUGUCCGAGUGCAUCACCAAGUCGGAGCGGAAGAAGAUCGAGAAGCAGACCAAGUACGCGGAGAAGCACGGCGAGCAGGAGAACAAGCCUCCGGUAGGAGUGGCUGCGUUACCUGACGGCCGAAUCUUGACGCCGUACAAGCGCCAGCCCUUGGAAUAUCUCAGCGUUGCCGUGGGCGUCAACAAGAAGAAGUCCCGUCGCCGUCGCAACCGUGGAGAUAACCUGGAUCGCUCCGACUCUCCAAUUGCCCUGCCAACUCCUCCACGGGUCUACACCAGCACCGGCAAGAAAGGACGCAGUUCGUACCGCCCUUGGAACCCGAACGAACCAGUGGCAAGCCCUGCCACCGCUGCCAACUCCUCCGCUUCCACAGCUACGGUAGCUUCCGAGUGGAACGGCAACUCCAUGACCAUCUACAACCGCAGCGUCAACUCUCCAACCCCGAACUCUUCCUCGCAACGCAGCGGCCAAAACUUCCGCAGCUCAACCGCCAGCUGCAGCAGCAGUGCCAAUCGGAACACCUCCGCCGGAAGUGCCAGCAGCAACCGGUUCGCUGACCUCACGGACGAAAACGGCGACGCCGUUGUCCAGUUCAAGCCCUCCUCCGCCAGCCAAGAUCUGCACAAACUGAAGAAACUGGACCUGUCGUACGCGGAAGUUCUGCGUCGAGCCGACCACUGCAAGCAUCACAGCCAGCGGCGCCAGCAGCACCAUCACCAACACAAGUAGGCGGCGACGCCUCUGCACGCAGGUAAAUUACUUUGAAUGUGUUUGUGUCAUCGUCGCCACGAAGCGGGGCAAACGGCAAAAACGGUCUUGUGUAACUUUUUUUUUUAUGAGAAUAAUCGUGACGAGCAUGUGCAAGAUUAGCGUUAAGAAGCAAACUAACGACAACAAGUUUCCAACAGUUUUCAUGUUCUUAAAUUUUUGAUAUUCGGACUGGCAAGUCCUGAGAGUAAAUUUGACAGAAUAAAGCAAAACAACAAGCAGAACCAGUAUUAAGAAAUUGCUGACCCCAAAAAAACGAGGUUCGAACUACUUGACCUUCUUUACUUUCGAUUGAUUCGGCCUGUUGGAUGGUUAUAAGUUCCAACAUAACCUAGUUCUUGCAAAGCCAUACAGGUCGACUCGUUUUUUCUGGGUCUACUCCGUAAGGUAUAAAAUCGUUUUCCAUUGUAGUCGUUUGACACUAAAAUGACAUGAAAAUGAUAGAUGCUACUUCAGUUAUUGUUAUGUCUAACGACUAUUAUGUCAAAAGACCAUUAUGUCAAACAACCGUAUGCCACAUGGCAUUAUGCCAAGCGGAGUAGACCCGUUCAUCUAUCUUCUUACAAACAAAACGACGUAAAUAUUGAGAUCCUGAUUUAAUUAGUAAUAUAUAAACAUCACACACACACAAACUAUUUAUCUUACAAAAAAAAUGCAGUGCACGAAAGUUAUAAGGUAAAAAGAAAUCAGAAAUCGUACGCCAUAUUGAUUAGUUUGUUUGCGGGCGCCGGGGAGAGCCGCUCCCUCGAUUUGUGACAGCAGGAGGAAUUUCCUAGAAGGGACCUAAAAGCCGCGUUGGAGUAAAACCAUUUAUUUAGCAAUUGUUAACUACCCUUAGCUUUAAAUUGGCAACAAAACCACGUGUUCGCUGAACCAUUAUUUUAUUUAGAUAAAAAAAACAAAGUAGGCUUCGUUUUGGUUAUUGUCGUUUAUUAGUAAUAUUAUUGCCACAUCGAAGUAGGCCGAUGCAAGCAGUGUCAUCACCUAAUCGCAGCCAUCUGUCAUAUGUGGGCGAUGCCAGUGAUCGCAGUAGCCUGCGGAGAUCGUUAUUGCGCUUUGGUCUUAUUAAAGUUCUUAGAUUUUUUAAAAGUCUGAUGAUAGAGCAUGAGUGCGAUGCGAGAGAAUGAGAAGACUGCGCGAACGGGAAGAGUGCCGAGCAUUCGAACGUGUAAACACGAUACCCAAUUUAGAAGAAGAUAAGAAAGCCAAUCAUUCAACCAACCAACUAAUUAUACUCACUCUUAAUGCGUAAACGAAACAAAAAAAAAGACAAAUGGCAAAUACUUCAGUGGUUGUACUCCCGACUCCCGCAACUUAAUAACAACCGAAAAUCUUAAGCAAACAACACUUACUAAUUCACUUACAUUACAAUUACAAACAAGUUCAAAACUUUCCUGAUGUAUGUAAACAAACAAACAAAACAAUGCAGCACAGGGUUGCUUCCUAAAACACAGUGGGACAUGCUGAAACGUGAAAAAUAAACCAAGUCAAAGCUCAAUGUAACUUAUACAAACACAAACAAAGAAAAAAAAAACAGUCUCCAACCAGACGUGUGACAGCCAUUCUGAACUCGGAAAAGGGACUCGGAAGCUUACGGCCCCAACAAAGUCGCAGCCGCGGUCCAGCCUCGUUUCAUCGGCAAACGAACUCUAGAGAGUUCGACUUUGCUGCAGGUCCAGAUUUGACCAGAGACGAUCGGCCUUCCACCAAUCAAGGCAAUGAUGUGGAAAGCAACUAACACUCAACUAACUUUAGAAGAAGAAAAAAAAACGAACGAAACGAAACGAAUGGGCGCCUGAGCCAACCAACUGUAAUAAUGUGUAGAAAUUCUGAAUAAAAACAAACAGACAGAGAAAGAUGUAAA